Aspergillus steynii IBT 23096 is the source of this 901-nucleotide messenger RNA. It is a transcript of the gene cpcA, whose product is annotated as amino acid starvation-responsive transcription factor GCN4. The coding region runs from base 61 to 714 and encodes 217 amino acids. Lineage: Eukaryota; Fungi; Ascomycota; Eurotiomycetes; Eurotiales; Aspergillaceae. The transcript has a single exon. Gene Ontology annotation, molecular function: RNA polymerase II cis-regulatory region sequence-specific DNA binding; DNA-binding transcription factor activity, RNA polymerase II-specific. Gene Ontology annotation, cellular component: transcription regulator complex. Gene Ontology annotation, biological process: positive regulation of cellular response to amino acid starvation. The record is from RefSeq and is a predicted model, not a curated record.
GAUCUGCCCGAUCUCUUUGAUUUCUCAACCGACCAAUUCGGGGCCGACUUCGAGCUCUCCAUGCUCUCGCCCCAGCAGAUUCCUACCGGCAUCAUGGCGCCCAAGGAGCCCAUGGGAGAUGCCCCUACGGGGACCAUCUCGCCGAAGGAUUUGCUCAUGGAUGCUUCGGCACCCCCGUCCACUUCUUUCACCGACCUUAGCACGCCCUCGUUCGAGUCGCCAGGAUACUUCAGCCAAGACACUUCUCCCAUGUUCGCCACGGACAUGGAGCUGGCUCCUGGACAUGAGGAGUGGGACUCUCUCUUCCCCACUCAGGAUUCCUUCCCUUCGCUGCCCUUCGACUCGGUCACUCUGGACGCCGCUACCGCUGUCCUUUCCAAACCUCAGGAAGAGGUGCCUAUGCCUUCCCCGAAGGCUAGGUCGCCUUCCAUUGCUCCCUCUCCUUCUUCUCGCUCAGCAACCAAGCCCUCCUCUGUUGCUGGCGUGAAUCCUCGCUCGCGCAAGGCUUUGGCGCCCAUCAAGUUCGACUCUGCCGACCCCGUCGCCAUGAAGCGAGCUCGUAAUACCGAGGCUGCCCGAAAGUCUCGUGCCCGCAAGUUGGAGCGACAAGAUGACAUGGAGCGUCGCAUUGCUCAGUUGGAAAAGUCUCUCGAGGAGGCUGAGCAGCGCGAGCAGUACUGGAAGGCUCUGGCUCAAGCCCAGAACAACGCUUGAGUUGAAAGAAGAAAAACGAAAACCUAAAAAAAAAAAAAAAAACCUCAGCAAAAAAAAGUCGGUUUUGAUUUCGCCUUGUGAUAGCGUUGUGUAACCUGCUGUUUCUAUUUUUGGUUCCCCAUGGGAUUGGUUCUGUGGUGGGCGGGGGCUUGGAUGCCUCUCGUCAACCUCCCAUCGUCAGCAGUAG